AUGGGGUGCUGUACAUCGAAAUUUCAUCCCACAGAGACACACCCAGAAAAGGAAAAGGUCAGAAAGGGCAGUCCAAGCAACCCACCAUUGAUAGCUGGACCCGAUGCCACCGGGAUUCCACCCUUUUCAGAGUUGUUGUUAACAGACCUUAAAGCAGCCACAAAUAACUUCAGCUCUGAUUUUAUAGUCUCAGAAAGUGGAGAAAAGGCGCCCAACAUUGUUUAUAAAGGCCGCCUCCAGAGCCGCUGGUGGAUCGCCGUCAAGAAGUUCCCCAAGUUAGCCUGGCCGGACCCUAAACAGUUUGUGAAAGAGGCAUGCGAAGUUGGGAAGUUGAGGCAUCGGAGACUGGCUAAUUUGAUAGGGUACUGUUGCGAUGGUGAUGAGAGGUUGUUGGUUGCAGAGUACAUGCCCUAUGACACCCUUGCCAAACAUCUAUUUCACUGGGAAAGUCAGACAAUCGAGUGGGCAAUGCGCGUGAGAGUAGCACUGUAUAUAGCUCAAGCCCUCGAAUACUGUAGCAGUGAAGACCGUCCCUUAUACCAUGACCUGAAUGCCUACAGGGUUCUCUUUGAUGAGGAUGGCGAUCCAAGACUUUCAUGUUUUGGGUUGAUAAAAAACAGCCGGGAUGGGAAAAGUUAUAGCACAAAUCUUGCCUACACUCCUCCUGAGUAUUUAAGAAUUGGAAGAGUAACCAAGGAAAGUGUUAUAUACAGCUUUGGCGCUGUCCUUUUGGAUCUGCUUAGUGGGAAGCACAUCCCUCCAAGUCAUGCUCUUGAUAUGAUAAGUGGCAAGAAUGUUAUUCCUUUAAUGGAUUCACAUUUGGAGGGAAAGUUUUCUACAGAGGAAGCUACUAUAGUUGUUGGUCUGGCCUCUCAAUGUUUGCAAUAUGAACCCAUGGAGAGACCUAUUACAAAGGACCUUGUUGCCGCUCUUUCUCCACUAGAGCUGAAAUCUGAUGUUCCCUCUUAUGUCAUGCUUGGAAUUUCAAAGCAUGAGGAAGCUCCACUAACUCCACAGCGCCCACUCUCACCAAUGGGCGAGGCUUGUUCUCGGAUGGACCUCACUGCAAUACAUCAAAUCUUAGUUACCACACACUAUCGAGAUGAUGAAGGAACCAACGAGUUGUCUUUUCAAGAAUGGACUCAGCAGAUGAAAGAUAUGUUGGAUGCAAGGAAGCGUGGGGAUCUUGCAUUUCGUGAUAAGGACUUUAAGGCUGCCAUAGGUUGUUACUCUCAGUUUAUAGAUGUAGGAACCAUGGUUUCCCCAACUGUCUAUGCGCGACGUAGUCUUUGCUAUCUCAUGUGCGAUCAACCUAAUGCUGCCCUUCGUGAUGCAAUGCAAGCACAAAUUGUGUAUCCAGAUUGGCCUACUGCUUUUCACAUGCAGUCAGUUGCCCUUGCAAAACUUGACAUGCACCAGGAUGCUGCUGACAUGUUGAAGGAUGCGGCUGAGCUUGAAGAUAAAAGGCAGAAGGGAGGGAGAGGACCAUGA
Molecule: messenger RNA, 1491 nt
Organism: Fraxinus pennsylvanica
Lineage: Eukaryota; Viridiplantae; Streptophyta; Magnoliopsida; Lamiales; Oleaceae
Source: the annotation of a GenBank genome assembly